AUGUCAAGUUCUUCUGUAAUAAAUAUAGAGACAAAGAGAGCCAUGGCGUGCCAGGAGAGAGGUGCGGGCUGGCAGCUCAGCCCAGCAGUCAACAUGGUGGUCACCUUCAUGGCAGUGUGUCGGUGCCUGCUGCCAGCCGCUGCCUCGCCCAGCAGCGGCCACCACACACUCUUUGUCACACUGCCCACCAUCCCCGAGGCCGCCCCGACCUUACAGCCUGGCGCAGACCUGCAGGAGGGCCAGGACACCACCACGGGCGUCCCCGUCACCCUCCCACCCUCCGGCGAGCCUAGGUCCUCUCCCCUCCGCCUCCCACCCAAGGAUACCAAGAUGAGCUUCCUGGCAGACGACUUCGCGGCGGCUUCGCGGGCCGCAGAGCUGCAGACCAGCGGGUCAGACCGCUCGGGCGGGCUGGACGACCAGGCCCUCUUCCCCAACACCCGCUCCAGACCCAGGAACCCUCAGGCCGCCAGGGUUCCCACCGACACCACCGGCAGGAAUGCCGGCGGAGGAAAGGAUUACCUCGAUCUGGCUCUUGACUCGGAAUCUUCGCCGGAUCCGCAAGAGGACCUCAAGGUCGGGUCCCGCCACCACACCGGCUUCCACCGCCCCAGCCUCUACAGUCACCUGCCUCCCCGCCAGCCCUCCAGGACCCGCCCCUCUAACUUCCUCCCGCCCGGGGCCUCCGUCAUCGACAAGGACCCCUUGUACAGCCUCUACUCAGGCCUCCGCCCCGAGGUGCUCAAGAGGCCCUACCUAAACAUGACUAGAGUACUCAAUAUCGAGGCCGAGUGCCAGGACGACUUCAUGAGGAUCCACGUUCAGUUCAACGGCUCCUUCAGCGGCCUAGUCUACUCCUUAGGCUACGCGUACGACGGCGACUGUAUCUACGUGAAUGGCUCCGGCCGCCACGCCUACGACUUCUUCAUCCAGCUCAACCGCUGCGGCACCCUCAGUGGCAACGAGAAGGGCAGAGAGGACAUCAGAGGACGCACUCCUUCGAAGAACAUGAUGUGGAACACCCUGACGGUGCAGUACAACCCGCUCAUCGAGGAGGUCUGGGACGAGCACUUCAAGGUCACAUGCGAGUAUGGCUACGACUUCUGGAAGACUGUCACCUUCCCCUUCCUCGACGUCGAGGUUCAGACAGGGAACCCGGUGGUGUUCACACUCACGCCGCCAGAGUGCCACAUGGAGAUCCGCUACGGGAUCGGCACCACCGGGAACCGGGUGACGGGUCCGGUGCGGGUCGGGGAUCCCUUGACCCUCGUCAUCUACAUGCGCUCAGAAUUCGAGGGGUUCGACAUCGUGGUGAGCGACUGCUACGCCCACAACGGAGGUAACAAGCGGAUUGCCCUCAUCGACCAUUACGGGUGCCCGCUGGACGAGUCGCUCAUCAGCCACUUCGAGGGCACGAGGACCAGCGAGGGCAUGUUCGAGACGCAGGUGUACGCCUUCAUGAAGACCUUCCGCUUCACCGGCUCCCCUGCCCUCUACAUCGAGUGUGACGUCAGGAUGUGUCACGGCGACUGUCCGACUCAACCCUGCCACUGGCGGAGUCCCAAGAAGCAGAAAAGGUCCCUGCUGGAGGAGCAGAGGGAGUCGAACCCGGCCAACAUCUCGGAGUCCCUCAGUCUCUUCCAGUCCAUCCAGGUGGUGCGCGAUGACCAGCUCCUCCGCCCAGCCCUCAGAGACUCCCAGAGCGAGGAUGUGUGCUUGAAGAGUGGGACCUUCUCAGCCCUGGCAGGGAUGGUGGCCGUGGUGGUGGGGAUCCUGACGGCGGCCAGCGGGAUCCUCUGCAUCAGGCUCCGUAGGGCCCAGAAGCCUGAAGAAGUACCCGCGCCCUCAACGCCCUUCGUCAACCAUUACAAGUCUGAUUUUGUCCCGUCCUCUAAACGGAGAUUGGAAUGAAAACGUUGGUCAUUUAGCCCCCAUUCUCUCGUUAAUGGUCACGAUACGAGAACAUGAACUAUCACCAGGUCCC
Messenger RNA from Procambarus clarkii (red swamp crayfish), 1984 nucleotides. RefSeq lists its product as uncharacterized. The record is from RefSeq and is a predicted model, not a curated record. Lineage: Eukaryota; Metazoa; Arthropoda; Malacostraca; Decapoda; Cambaridae.